Molecule: messenger RNA, 4314 nt
Organism: Astyanax mexicanus (Mexican tetra)
Lineage: Eukaryota; Metazoa; Chordata; Actinopteri; Characiformes; Acestrorhamphidae
Gene: tmtopsa
Product: teleost multiple tissue opsin a
Exons: 4
Coding region: 240-1379 (379 amino acids)
Biological process (GO): visual perception; G protein-coupled receptor signaling pathway
Cellular component (GO): membrane; photoreceptor outer segment
Molecular function (GO): G protein-coupled receptor activity
Source: RefSeq, a predicted model, not a curated record
AAUGCUGCAAGACUAGCUUUUCUCUCUCUCUUCUUCCCAAAAACUUAAAACAAAAAAAAUCCACACUGUAAGCAAUGCUGCUACCUUUUCUCUUCUUUUUUUCUUUUCUUUUCUGUUCUUUAUCCCUCGUGCUGCACUUUUCCCCCCUCAGUCAGCACUAAUGAACCCCUCCAGAUGUGAGCGCUCGCGCUGCUAGCUCUACCCCCACUCUCUCUCUCUCUCUCUCUUUUUCUCUCUCCAUGCUCGUGUCCUCCGCGGAGGCGCGCUCGGACUCGGGCUCCCCGCGCGCGCUCAGCCCCACCGGCCACGCGCUGGUGGCCGCGUGCCUCGGACUGAUCGGCGCGCUCGGGGUGCUGAAUAACCUGCUGGUGCUCGUGCUGUUCAGCCGCUACAAGGCGCUGCGCUCGCCCAUCAACCUGCUGCUGCUCAACAUCUCCGUCAGCGACCUGCUCGUGUGCUCGCUCGCGACGCCGUUCAGCUUCGCCGCCAGCACGCGCGGACGCUGGCUGAUCGGGGAGGGCGGCUGCGUGUGGUACGGAUUCGCCAACACGCUGCUGGGCAUCGUCUCCCUCAUCUCUCUGGCCAUUCUCUCAUACGAGCGAUACUCCACCAUGAUGGGCCCGACGGAGGCCGACGCCACCAACUACAGGAAGGUGGCGGUGGGCGUGGCUUUAUCCUGGGCUUACUCCCUCGCCUGGACUGUGCCUCCUUUCUUUGGCUGGAGCCGCUACGGCCCCGAGGGGCCCGGCACCACCUGCUCAGUGGACUGGACCACCAAGACAGCCAACAACAUCUCCUACAUCAUCUGCCUCUUUAUCUUCUGCCUUAUCCUCCCGUUCCUCGUCAUAGUCUACUCCUAUGGUAAGCUGCUGCAUGCAAUCAAACAGGUCAGUGGAGUGAGCACGGCUAUGGGUCGUAAGCGAGAACACCGGGUCCUCCUGAUGGUCAUCACCAUGGUGGUCUGCUACCUGCUCUGCUGGCUCCCGUACGGCAUCAUGGCUCUGAUAGCUACGUUUGGAGAACCGGGGCUCAUCACGCCGGAGGCCAGCAUCGUUCCCUCACUGCUGGCCAAAACCAGCACCGUCAUCAACCCCAUCAUCUACAUAUUCAUGAACAAACAGUUCUACAGGUGUUUCCGAGCGCUCCUGAAAUGCGAGACUCCACAGCAGGGCUCCAGCAUGAGGAGCUCCUCCAAAAUCAACAAGAACGCUCGAGCCACGAGACGCAACGACAUCAACCCCACCUUCAUGGCGGCUUCGGUCGGACACACGACGGCGGCGGCGCCCGACCACAACAACACCACCGACUACCUGGGGCCUCCGUCCACCGACGCAGCCAAGCCAGCGAUGGUGUCACUGGUGGCUCACUAUAAUGGUUGAGGCUCAACUUUUAGCCCUGUAACUUUACAACUCUGUCUUUUAGAGGAUUAUCGAGCAACUCCUGCAGAAUUAAAGAACAUUAAUGGAGCGUUGGAUGUAUGUGCCAUGCAUCAGUUCACAACUGACUGACUCAAUUCCCAACCUUUCUUUAAUACCUGCAGCUUUGGGACACAUCUUCUAAUACCUUCUCAGAGUUUUCUAACACCUACAGUGUGUGCAAACACAAACCUGUGCCUGUAAAUGUGCUGAUAAUGUCUCACUUCUUACAUAAAGUCUUGCUCCAGGUCCCAUCGCCAGGUCUUCUUUCUGUCAUGGAGCUUAUAAAUGUUUGAGAAAUCCAAUUCUCUGGUUAACUGACUCUCAACAAAGAGGAGGUUGCAGCUUUUCAGUAAGGCUUGGGUACAUCAUAGACCUGUUUAUUUAUUGCGCUUCAAGAAAGCUAAAAGAUCUAGCAACAGUCAAAGCCUAGAGAUUAGCAUGAGGCUAACAGGCACUAAUGCUAGCUGUCACCAUCAACAAUUGUAGAAGAAAGCAUGGGCGCCGUGGUUCUAUUCCCAUUCGUUCUAUAGAAACGAUGCCAAGAUGGUCCACUAUGUUGUCAAAUUUGUAACCAAAGUCUAAAUAAUAGAGACCAAAGGUGGAGCCAGACUUGCUAGAAUUUACCUUUGGGGAUCAAUAAAGCAUCCAUCCAUCCAUCCAAUCUACUCAAUUGAUAGGACCACCGCCUAGUCCGAGACUAGGACUAGUUCAGAGCAAAUUCAGACUAAAAUGUAGACCUAAACAAAAAAUAGACUUCUUUUGUAGACUUGUAGACAGCCUAGUGAUUAGCAUGAGGCUAACAGGCGCUAGAGCUAGCUGUCCCUCCAUCAACGAUUGUAGAAGAACGCAUGGGUGCCGUGGUUCCAUUCCCUUUCGUUCUACAGAAACGAUGGAAAGAUUGUCCACUGGUUGUACAAAUUUGUAACCAAAGUCUAAAUAAUAGAGACCAAAGGUGGAGCCAGACUUGCUAGAAUUUCCCUUCGGGGAUCAAUCCAUCCAUCCAAUCUACUCAAUUGAUAGGACCACCGCCUAGUCCGAGACUAGGACUAGGUCAGAGAAAUAACGGUCAGAGGUCAGACUAAAACGUAGACCUAAAAGAAAUCUAGACUUCUUUUGUAGACUUAUAGACAGCCUAGCGAUUAGCAUGAGGCUAACAGCCGCUAGUGCUAGCUGUCUCUCCAUGAAUGAUUGUAGAAGAAUGCAUGGGAGCCGUGGUUACAUUUCCUUUUGUUCUAUAGAAAUUAUGCCAAGACAAUGAAACGAUGUCCCCUAUGUUGUCAAAUUUGUAACCAAAGUUAUAAUAAUAGAGAUAAUAGAGACCAGAGGCGAAGCCAGACUCUCUACUCAAUUGAUAGGACCACCUCCUAAUCAGAGACUAGGACUAGUGCAGACUAAAUCCAGACUAAAAUGUAGACUAAACAAAAAAUAGACUUAUCUUGGCAUCAUGUUCUCCUCCACCAGUCUUACACACUGCUUUUGGAUAACUUUAUGCUGCUUUACUCCUGGUGUAAAAAUUCAAGCAGUUCAGUUUGGUGGUUUGAUGGCUUGUGAUCAUCCAUCUUCCUCUUGAUUAUAUUCCAGAGGUUUUUAAUUUGGUAAAAUCAAAGAAACUCGUCAUUUUUAAGUGCUCUCUUAUUUUUUUGUUGUCCAGGGUUGUAGGUUUAUGUUUGAGUAAAAUGAACAUUGUCGUUUUAUUCUAUAAACUAGUGACAGCAUUUCUCCCAAAUUACAAAUAAAAAUGUUUUCAUUUACAGUUUAUUUGCAGAAAGUAAGAAAUGGUCAAAAUAAGGAAAAAGAAGCAAAGAAAACAAGUUCAUAUUCAUAAAGUUUAAAAAAUUCAGAAAUCAAUAUUUAGUGGAAUAACCCUGGUGGUUUUUAAUCCCAGUUUUCAUGCAUCUUGGCAUCAUGUUCUCCUCCACCAGUCUUACACACUGCUUUUGGAUAACUUUAUGCUGCUUUACUGCUGGUGCAGAAAUUUACGCAGUUCAGUUUGGUGGUUUGACGGCUUGUGAUCAUCCAUCUUCCUCUUGAUUAUAUUCCAGAGUUUUUGGAGGAAGUUUUGGAGGAAUUCUCAGAACUGAAGGGCAGCACUUAGACUGUUGCCCCACCCAGCGCUCUCCAUGUUAAAAUUAGAGAGCUCAGACUUUGGACCCGGACUGGAGCUGAAUUGCUGGAUAUUACUGAUCUGCAGAACUUUAUGAUACGACGCUAUUUUUUUUUUUUAAGAAUGAAGAAAUGUAAUUUAUUAUGGAAGUUUGUUGCCAAAAAAAGAAGAAUUACUAAAAAUACUAAAAAAAACAGUGUUUAUAUAACAGAUGAUUUGGAUGAUAGUAAAAAAAAAAAAACUUGGGUUUAUAAAGCACUCGUCUUUUUAAGAAUGUGGAAGUGUGAUGUAAAAAGGAGGUCUGGUAUGUGUCUGUGUGUAAGUGUGUGUAAGAGAGAGAGAGAGUGUGUGUUUGUGUACAAAGAUUCUUCAUAUCCUUAACUUUUUAAAGGCUCUAUUCCUGGACGUGCCGAGAAUGUUAAAUAUGUGCCGUUGCUACAGAAGUGUUGUGCACUUUGCGGAAACUGAAAGCAGCUCAGUCAACACUUUAUGUAUUUAUACACCACUUGCCUUUCAACAGCUUAAAAAGAGAGAGAGAGAAAGAGAAAGAGAGAGAGAGAGAAAUAUGAUGAUAACAGUGUCAACAGCCUUCGCAAAACUCCGCCUCCUCAUCUCUUCAGGGCUGUACAGUGCUAAAAUUUACACAUCAGUUCAUUAUGUGGGGUAAAAAUUGACGUUUUUUUGUAAGGACAUGAUUUUGAGCUUCUUUGUUUGUGUAGAUUUUAUUGGGUUUUAUUGGUCGUUCUUCGUUUUUUUCUGAAAUCGAGAGCUGAUAUUAAAAAGAAAUUUUAA